Molecule: messenger RNA, 6072 nt
Organism: Symbiodinium sp. CCMP2592
Lineage: Eukaryota; Dinophyceae; Suessiales; Symbiodiniaceae
Source: the annotation of a GenBank genome assembly
AUGGAUUCCUGUGCCGGUGCGACAGUGUGCACGGGGCUUCCCACCGCUAUUGGAGAAGGUGCCUGGAGCGAGCGCAGUGCGUUGUGCACUUGUGCUCGGUAUAAUCCGUGCACUGCGCCUGAAGCAGCAGAGCCGCACAUCACGGCCAGCGGCGUGGUCCCCCAGAGUGUGGACGUCGACCUGAACGAAUUGUCAGGCCGGGGACCCAUGUGUCGGGCCCUUAACGCUUCCAAGUUCAUGGCACUACAGGGUGUCACUGGGCUUUGGGGCACCGGGCGCGCAUGUGGGCGCUGGGUCGCAUCCUGGUGUUGCUGCGGAGGAGCGAGACACUCGAGGCGCGUUUCGCGCCCGGGGGAAGAGGAAGGGCGAACCCCUCGCCAUGACCUGUCGGAGACCGAAUCAGAAGAAGAAGACAACCCAUGUCAGGCGGAUGCAAUUGCCUGGAAAGAAUGCACGCAGGCGAAAAGGCUCAGCAAAGAGCGCUGCAAAGAUGCAGCGUGUUCGUGGGUAAAGCUUCUUAGUGAUGACGGCGUGCAAAGCAGCAGUGGGGAACUACAUUGGGACGGUCUGCAAGCCAGCUGCCAGCUCUGCGCCCGACACCAAGAGAGCUACGCUCUUUCGAAAACUCGAAGGGCGUGCUCGGUCGAGGGCUGUGAAAAGGUUGCCCAAACCGUAAAGGGGGGGGUCAAGCUUUGCAGACUACAUGCCAGCAAAGAGGAGCGGGGCCCUGCCGUCAAACCGGGCAAUUUCGCUUCCCGGUCUCGAGGUCUUCCGGAAGCCAGAAAGAGGUCCAUCAGUCGUGGCGCGGAGCGCGCCCGACCACACUCACAGGAUGCGACGCCCAAACGCAGCACUCAGACGGAGGCAGCAGAACUCCGUGGGAUUUCCUCUCCCCCGCGUUUGGAUGGGGCCACCUCCGCGGCGUCCCUCCCCGGGGUAGAUGCCUCGGUCGAGGAUCAGGUACUCUCAGGGCUGACCUGGGAGGAGAUCGCCGGGAUACCUGAUGAGGAUCUCCGCAAGAGGGCUAUAUUUCUUAAGCAGAAGGGCACGAUGCCCGGCCCAACGUCCAGCGGACCGAGCAGAAGCACCCCCAGGACCGAGGAACCGGACGAAAAUCAAGCUCUGUUUGCGUACUUGGAAGCGAGGCUCCAAGGGAAGGGCCACGACUCAGCGGUCGAGGUUUCCGCGGUGGGCGGCCGGACCCCGUCGGAGAGACAACAACGCCUCCGGGAUCUUGCGCGGAGGCAUUGCUUGCGACUUACCAGUGAGCUACCAGCCGAAGCCGGCAAGUUUGUUUGGGAACUCGCCCAACCGCAAGCCUCACCAGAAGAGCAGCCGGGGGGCCACAAGGGCUUUCCGAGCGGGAGCCUUUAUAAUGAUGCGGAGGAACGAGGCAAGCUGGCGUCAAUCGGUCGCCUUGAAGAAAGGCUAGUUUUCCUGCUCCGGGGCUGUGACACUUUGAGCGUCACUCUGUGCCCGGGCGUGGUGGGCAAGGAACUCUUCCAUGCGCUUCGCAUUGCCGGGACACAGGCAAGACCGCAGCUGCGGAAGAUCGAGUUCCCAUGCAACAUUCAGAACCGGCACAGCUACGGGUUUGCGGCACUGCAGAUGGGCGGGAAAACGCUCAGUACCCUGCCUGAGUACUGCCUCUCAGCGGGAGAUUUCCCGCUCACCUCGGAAGAAGAUUUCGAUAACUACGGGGGCUCGCCAGAUCUCAAACUUGAACGUAAGGGCAGAUACCCUAACACGUUGACCUCCUGGUUCAGAGCCGCCCUCCGCCAGUCCUGGGCCUUCGCCUGUCUCUUCGGUGAAGAAUAUUACCCCGUGCUUGAAAAGGCAGCCUCACAUUUGCUCCGUUUAGGGGAGCAACACGGCUAUGCCUGGCCAGCUUCGGCAGUAUACGGUGCGUGGGAAGAGCUUUGGGCCCGAUUCUGCGAGGAGGCUCGUGAGUUGGAUCGUCGUAUCCGCAGAGCCAUGCAGGAUGAGACUCCUACGUUCGCCAGGCUAAAGUUUUUCGCCCUGUCGCCUGGUCCAGAUGGACAGCCCUGGCUCCAACUUCCAGGCACCUUUCGCCUCGACGAUGACACCCAAAACUUCUGCACCGACAUGUUGCCGCGCAUGCAACGCCAGCUCUCACGUGCGUGUUGGGCCGGCGCGCAGAAGAAGAGCAGCGCCGGAGGCAGAGCUGCGGGGGAGGGGGACAACACCGAGGCUCGAACCGAGCCCGGUGCACCUCUCCCGUCCAAGGGUGGUCGGGCAGGUGGCGAAGCGGCGGACAAAGCCGCGCCACCGAAACUUCUAGGCCCUAGCCUCACGCCCAAGGAGGCGGCCAGGUCCCUGGACCACCGGCCGAAAGACCAACAAGGCUGCCCCGAAGUUCCGAAGUGGACCAUGCUGGAUUAUACGGUCCAGCUCCAGUUGCUGCGCCGAGGGGGGCUGAAGGGCGCUAAGGCCAGAACAGCGGACGAGGUCGACCGAGAGUUUACCCGAGUUCGGGCAGAGCAGGCAGCUAAGACCGCAGCCGCCAAGCAAGAAGGCAUCGCUGCUGCAAAGGCCAAGGCUUCAGCCACCCAGAGGACCGGCCAAGCCGCGAGCGCGAGCAAUGCUGACCGCACUUCUCGGGCGGGGCAGCGCGUCCCGGAGCCGGCCGGGCAUGUGGUCGCCGAUUUGGAUGAUGUCCUACCUACCGACCGGGAGGAGACCCCUUGGAGCGCUAUGCAGGCUGUUGACGCGGCUGACCCCACCGGCUUGGUGGGCGUCUACUUACGCAACCGCCUUCUCCGCCUCCGUGAGGAGACGGGCCGCGCCCCUGAGCUCGACGACGUCACGCAGCUGUUGGAGGAAGCCGUAUCCCUGGGCGGACCGGAGCUUUCGGAAGAGGCGGCACACCUCCUCGAGGAGCGGGGCUUUCACCGCAAAGCCGGCGAGUCCCCACUGGUGCAGCUCUCGGGCCUUACCUGGAACUCCUCCAUCGGGGCUGGCACACUCACCUGGAAGGGCGUCGGUCAUUGGGCCAUGUACGAUUACCAGGCCGAAGCCGAUGUCCGGGUGUUCCACCACGACCUUCUCCAUUUUGGGCAUGAUCGGGACUAUCGGACUUUGGUGGCGCACCCUUUGGAGGUCGUUUGCGGUAGCCGAUACAGCGGCAAGGCGGAGGAUACCCGGUGGGUGCUAGUGGGAGGCGCCGGGGCAUUUGGGUUGCAGGUUCUCCGCGCGGGUCGCGGCCACCCUGUCGAGGCCCGUACCGGGCCCGCCUUGGGUGCCGCCGCCCCCGCCGCUCCGAACUCGUCCGCCGACUGGCCGCUGCUUUCCUGGCUGCCCGCUGCGGGACAGCCUCUCUCGCUGCUGGUGUUGGGGCUUCCUUCAGCGCACGCCUCAGUGGAUUGCGCUUCGGGGCCUUUGCCAGACGCAGCUGCCGCCGUGGCGCGUUCCGCGCCCAGCGAAGGCGACACCCAGGCGUUGGGUGAGGUGGCGUUGGCAGAGCCGGAAGCCAUCGCGCUUAAAGUCGACCCGGACACAUUGACGGCAGAAAUCGGCAAGCUGUCGCUGGAAGAUGAAGACCCGGAUUGGUCCGGCGACGAGGCCGAAAUUCAGGUGACCACCGCUUUGCCGGGCGAAGCUGCGUCCAGCUCCUCCAAGCAAGAGGAAGGCGUCGGGACCAAGAAGGAAAUCGAGCACGACGAGACGGAGGAACCUGCCCCACGCCGCCGCAAAGUGGUACUGGCUACGGGCCAGUUGUCGCUCCUCAGGGCCCUGGCCGCUGCCAACGCGUCCAACUGGUCCGGGGUUCAGCGAGCCCUCAGGGAAGCCCAAGGUUCGGGAGAAGAAAAGAGCGAGCUCGUGGAGAACCUUACGUCUCUUGCGCAAGCGUUCUCCAAGAACCGCGACGCCUGCGCGCAGGCGGCAACCUCGAGGGCGGCCGCCCUCGCAGAGCUCGAGGGCGCUGAAGCUGCGUACUUCGCCGUCGCGGCACUCCCACCGGCCUUGGCGGAGUUGGAACGAAAAAACCCCGUGAGGCCCAGCAUGAACAGGAGCCUCGGGUGGAUUGACCACGCGCGCUUCUUGCAGGACAAGGAAGCAGCCGGGGUGUGGGUUGCGCGCCGAAAGGAAAAAUCGCGUCUGCGGGCCGCAGCACACCGAGCAGCCCAACAAGUUGCCGAAGGUGCCGGCGCAGGGGCUCAGGACCCGGUCCGCGACCAGGCCGAUGCCGCCAGUCACCUCAACUUUCAAAUGAAUGAGGCGGCAAAGGAUAGCUUACGGCGCUUCCAAGAGGAGCUGCGCUCUGGGGAGCUGGACACCCCGAUGCGAGCCGCGGUAGCUCAGAAGCGCAAACCUGAGUCCGAGCGCAGGCGCCGCAUCAAGUGGGCUAAGUUUUGCGAGAAACAGGGUAAGACCCGCAAGUACGACCCUACUGAGAGUGAGCAGAACCACCCCUAUGCUCACUCUGAAUCGCUUCACCUCGAGAGGGCCAUGCCGUGGCCCGCUUCGGGCCCGGCAGGCUGCCUCUACCUUGCCUGGCGCAUGACUUUGGGCUGGGGCGUCGAGACGAAAGAGGUCGCCUGCCAAACUACCCAAGGGCAUCCGCCGGCAGCUGACCACGUGCGAGUGACGCCGGCCGGCGAGUGCUUCCACGCGGAGCAUUGCGGGCACUUGAGGGUGACGCUCGGAAGCCUUGCUGUUCUCGCUUUGCUCGUGCUGCAAGGGUGCGACCGAAACGCAGGAGAAACCGAGCGUCCCGGCGACCCCGCGGGACCGCCAUUGUUGGGAGCUUCUGCGCUGGUCGUGCUGCUCUUCACCUGGCCCGGGUUGCCGUGGCGCGCUCCGCGCCCGGCCUCUCGACGAGUGGGAGAAGGAACGCGCAGGGUCAGGUUCGCGGUGCGAGAAGCACACCGGGAGACACGAGGAGAGCCCCUGCCCGCACAGACCUCGAGCCUGACAACCCGACACCAUCGGCGUCGGGGCAGUCACCCCCUCGUGGCCCCGAGCGGGAAUUCCCCUUCCGAAACGAAACGGAAAUUCCGGGAGGAGGGGCCAGAACCAGGGGUAGUCCCCGCACGUCGCUGGGCGCAAGAACGCCUACAGUUGGUGAAGGACCACCUAUCACCAGCCACCCAGCGGUUGUAUGACGGCCAUUGGCGCUGGUGGGAGCUAUACACCAGACGUCGUGGUGUUUCGGCACUCCGCUCCGUGGAUUGUUUCGAUCCCGGAGAAGAGUCGCUGUUCCUCGACUAUCUGGUGUACCUAUUCGUGGGCCAAGGUCUAGCAGCUGCCACGGCACAAGCCCGCCUCGGAGCCAUCCGAAGCGUGCACUUACAGCUUGGCUUCCCAGACCCACUGAAACCGCUUCCCCGUUUGCAACUUGCACUCGAGGGAAUCCGGAGAAGGAAAGGACCCAUCACCAAGAGGCGCCCAGUCACGCCGCACAUGUUGGCGAGGGCCCAAGCGGCAUUGCCACAAGGGCUGUGGGGAAGACAGCUCAAUUGUGCAUUGCAACUCGGUUUCUUUUUUCUCUUGCGAGUUUCAGAACUGGUCGGUGGCAACAAUCCGAAACUCGGGCUUCGAGUCAAAGACGUCAAGCUGUACAGCCGUGGCGAGUUCCUCGCCCGGCCACCCUUCCGCGGGGCAGAUGAGGUGCAGAUAGUUGUGCGAGCCUCUAAGACGGAUCCUGAAGGGGAAUCCGCAACGAGGAAUUUGUUUCGCAGCGACGCGGCCGUCUGCCCUGUGCUGGCGACCAUAGAGUUUCUGGAACUUAGAUGGUCGGAAGCCACGCCGCAUCCGGAGGAAAAGUUCUUCGGAGAGCUUACGAGGCAGGACAUCCAGACUGCCCUGCAGACUAUUGCAGCCUCCUUGGGGGAGGAGGCGCAAGCUUACACUCCCCACUCUCUAAGAUUUGGGGGAGCCUCCGCAAUGUGGGCAGGGGGCAUGGACUCAUACGUCCUCCGAACCUGGGGCCGGUGGAACUCAGACGCCUUUUUGGCAUACCUUUGGACGUCUAGGAAGGCGUCUGCCAACACCGCAGCCUGCAUGGCCCGCGCCGACAUGACACCGGUCAAAGGGUUCCCAAAUAAGUGA